AUGAUGGCGCCUCUGCUGUUGGUGGUCACCGUGCUCAUGUCUACUACAGUGCUUGGGACCAAGGAAGACGCUGGCACCACGAAUAAAUUGACCUGCGAUGCAGGGACCAAUUUGGCAGGCAUAUCCGUUGAGGUUGACGCCGACACCAAGAGGGCCUCGUUUGUCUGCGGUACCCACUUUAGCCAGGUGCUGCCCUCAUCAGAGGGCGGUCAGCCGGUCACAAAGUGCUACAUGACAGGAGAAGCAGUUGGGCAGGAUAAGAACGAGAAGUCUCUGGUGGAGCUUUUCGGCAACGGAUCCGAAGCCACUGUUAACACUCCAAGCGAACAAGACCAACAAGGUUCAGAAGUUACGCUGUCACUGGGCAAGCUACCUCAGCGGACAACUACCAUCUAUUUCGGAUGCAAAGCGGCAACGAAUAAUGAGGGUGGCACGGGACCCGGAUCGACAGGCGUCCCUGGGGUAGGAGCGCUCGCCGCGGCAAAAGCAGUCGAAAAAAAGUGCGUCGUCACAGUGACAGUUCCCGCUGAUCCAGCUGCGAACACAUGCACCGUUGCGAAGCAGAACAUGGAUCUGGAGAUCACGAGCGAAUCCAAGAGCGUCUCGUUCCAAUGCGACACGAUCAUUGACAGGCUUAAUCCAGAAAAUCAUUCAGAUCUGAUUUUUGACGAAUCUUGUCAGAACCCUGUAAGGCUGGCAGACAUGCUGCCGUCUGCGAAGCUCGCGACAUCGACCUCGGGCUACACGUUCAGUGUAGAGGAGUUGCCUGAGACUGCAGGCACAUUCUGCUACAAGUGCGCAGCUGCUUCUGGGUCUGAGCAAGAGGGGGAAGAGUUACGGCAAGAGCCCAAUGCAUGCUAUGUGAAGAUACAGGUACCUCAGCGCAGUAAUGCUGCCUCGACCUCCGCCUUUGCACGAUCAGUGCAGGCUCUCUUGCUCGGGUUAGGUGUUUUUGUAGCCUUCGUUCAGGUCAUGUACUAG
Neospora caninum is the source of this 981-nucleotide messenger RNA. RefSeq names its product SRS domain-containing protein. The record is from RefSeq and is a predicted model, not a curated record. Bases 1 to 981 code for a protein of 326 amino acids. Gene Ontology annotation, cellular component: membrane. The transcript is spliced from 2 exons. Lineage: Eukaryota; Apicomplexa; Conoidasida; Eucoccidiorida; Sarcocystidae.